This is a messenger RNA of Nymphaea colorata (pocket water lily), 2915 nucleotides long. RefSeq lists its product as uncharacterized. Gene Ontology annotation, molecular function: chromatin binding. The record is from RefSeq and is a predicted model, not a curated record. The coding region runs from base 465 to 2669 and encodes 734 amino acids. The transcript is spliced from 6 exons. NCBI's taxonomy places the organism in Eukaryota, Viridiplantae, Streptophyta, Magnoliopsida, Nymphaeales, Nymphaeaceae.
AAGGGAGGAGAGAAAGAACGGCGGCAGCAGGCGAGGAUGAAGAGAGGAUAAGAGCUCUCUGCUUCCUGAUCCGGUGUGGGGAGGGAGAGGGCGUGAGGAGCGGGGAGGUCGGAGGUUUUCCUCUCUGCUUCCAUGGUCCCUCUCGGACCAAAUUGCUUGCGUUCAUACCAUGUUCAUGGCGUGCCCUGCAUUUCUUCUUCCUCUUCUCUCCCGCACCUCUUCCUCCUCCUCCUCCUCAUGCAUUCCUUUGUUGAUCCGGUUCCAGCGGGAAGGCCUUACCACCUGAGUCUGAAGGAGAAGGAGGACGACCAUCAUCACCUAGUCUUUGUUUCUUUCCCAUCGACGCCGCAAACGAGGAUUUCUCCGACGAUCUGAGCUCCAGAAGGCGAGAGUCUUGAAUCUCCCCAUAUGAGAGUCCCUGGCAAACGGACGGCGAGGGUGGGUUUUCUGGUGGUGUUCGUCUGAUGCGGUUUGUAGAGGAGUUGUCUUGUAGGGCGUCGAUGGAGCGGCGAUUUGUCGAAUGGACGGAGCAAUUCGUCUCUCAGGAGCGGGGUAAUCGGGUCGUCCACUACAUCGUGAAGGAUUCCGACGGCGAUUCGUUCGUGGCCGUCGUGGGCACCGAGCGGAGCCUCCGGCACAUGGUGUAUGUCGUGUCGGACGAGUUCUUGCAGGUCUCGGGACUUGAAAAGUCGAUGAAUUCCAACUUCAAAUGGAGAUCGAGGAGGGAAGUCGUUGAUUGGUUAACGAGCUUGUUGGCGAAGCAGCAGCCCGCAUCUCCGGGCCACCUUUCAAGGUCACCGUUGAAUGAGAGAACUCAUGUGUCAAAUGUCGAAUCAUUAGCAGCUGUAUUUCAUGAGCCUGGAAGCAGUUCCUAUAGUCGGAAGGGCAAUUUUACGAGGAAGGCGAAUUGCAACUUGGAGAUAGUGUGGCUGGGUGUCAGCAGAACAUGUGGCCGGCAGCUUAAGCAUUAUGACUCUUUUUCUCGCAAUGGCAUCCUAGUAGAAGUCCACUCUUUUGUAUUUGUCAUGUCAAAAGAUGACACUCAUUAUCUUGCUUACGUGGAAGAUAUGUAUGAAGACAAGAAAGGAAAGAAGAAAGUCAAAGUUAGAUGGUUUCAUCAACAGCAAGAAGUUACUGGGAAGGUACCAAAACCAGAUCCUCAUCCAAAGGAAGUGUUUAUCACUCCAUAUUUUCAAGUCAUCAGUGCAGAGUGUGUGGAUGGUGUCGCAUAUGUGUUGUCUCCUGAAGAUUACAGGAAAUGCUUGGCUGCUAACUUGAUAAAUUUUUCAGCACAUACCCAUCUUUGUUUUCGGCAGUUUUCUGGUCAUGGUGUAACAUCUUUCAAUAUCAGCAAACUAAAAGGCUAUUCUGAACAAAGGAUCCUAACAUGUAUAGAUCAGCAUGUAACUUAUGAGUUAGCAAGCAAAAGCCUAAAUAUGGAGCAAGCGGAAGAGUUUGACCAUUUCAGUGUGUUCAAGGGGACUGAUAAAGGCAAAAACGGCAAAAGACAUCAGUUGUUUUUCAAGCACCAACCUGGAAUUGGAGUACCAGGUAGUGAGACCCAGAUGAUGGCAUGCAAUCUGGCUUAUAGGAGGUUAAAUUUUGGACAUGUAAACCGCUCAUUUGCUGUAAAAUGUGUCGGAAUUGAUUCUUGGGUUCCAUAUAAGGUCAAUGAUAAGGUGGAAUUACUUUGUCAAGAUAGUGGUAUUAGAGGUUGCUGGUUCAGAUGUACAGUUCUGCAAGUGGCCCGGAAGCAGUUAAAGGUGUGCUAUGAUGAUCUGCAGGAUGAUGGUGGAUGUGGCAAUCUGGAGGAAUGGAUCCCAGCCUUCAGGAUUGCUGCUCCUGACAAGCUGGGAAUGAGGUUUUCAGGACGCCUUACUGUUCGACCUUGUCCUCCAACAGCUAGCUCAUCUCAGCCUCACAUUGUUAUAGGUGCACCUGUUGAUGCCUGGUGGAAUGACGGAUGGUGGGAAGGAGUUGUCACUUCCAUUGACAACUGUGGAAGUGGUGUGCAGGUUUACUUCCCUGGUGAAGAUGAUUUCUCAGUCUUUGGUAAGGAAAACCUCAGGACUUCCAAGGAUUGGGCUGGCAACCAAUGGGUGGAUAUCAAGGCAAAACCAGAUGUAUUGUCUCUCAUAUCUGCUAUCAGCCCAGGCACAAAGCUUUCUGCAUGCUCUGAGGCAGACGAAAAGAAAGCUGAUUCUGGGGGCUGCAGACUGUUGGGCAGAGACCCCACAGCGCAGUCACCUGAGCCGUCACCGUUUGCAGGUGCAGCCAAAGAUGCAGUUGCUAAGAUGGGCGGUGAGCUUGCAUGCUCAGCCAACCCUUCAGAACGCGAUUGCCUGCAGGAUGGUGUAAAGCAGGAAGACAUAAGCGAGCAUGCAUCACCUGACCAGAUGAUGAAAUUUCACAAUGAAACCUGCGACGCUGGACAUUCUAACUGUGGAAAGGGAAAAGAUGGCACAGGAUGCAGCAGUGAUGAUGGUAGCAAGGGUGGUGAACAGGAAGGUGAUAAUGAUGAUGCUAAUGACGUUGAUAAAUAUGAUGACAAUGACAAUGAGGAUGAUGAUGGGGAUGAUGAAGAGAAGACUCUGAGGUUGGAAGAGGACAAACUAACUGAUGGUGAGGUUGGGAGUAAUUUGUUGGUAGCAGUUAAUGUGAGUUCAUGAGGGCAGUCUGAAUUUAGGACUGUGUAAAUAGUGGGUUGAGAUUGGUUACCACGGCCGGUUAGAUUAGGCGUUUCUAUGUCGUGUACAGUGUAGCUACAACAUUCUAAAAGGGGUCAGCGGAUGGAUGGAUAUGUUUGUCCGCCCCCUAUAAUGUGUAAAUUUAGCUCAAACGUCCUCAUGUUCAAAGAACUGGCUUAUCAUAAAUAUGAUUUCACUGUGGGAUUUCCUUCGUUGAAACCAAAGAUA